This is a messenger RNA of Episyrphus balteatus (marmalade hoverfly), 2082 nucleotides long. RefSeq lists its product as uncharacterized. NCBI's taxonomy places the organism in Eukaryota, Metazoa, Arthropoda, Insecta, Diptera, Syrphidae. The transcript has a single exon. Bases 1 to 2082 code for a protein of 693 amino acids. The record is from RefSeq and is a predicted model, not a curated record.
AUGAGUUUGCUGGACGAUUUAAUUUUUGCAUCCGAUCAAUUGGUUGAAUUUUAUGCGGCCUUUAAGGCAAAACCAGCCACAGCUCAUUCGGUUUCGUUGCUCGAAGCAUUUCAAAGCGAAUUAAAAAGUUUAUGGCAAGACGUUAAGUUUGCUUAUGCGCGAUGCAUCCGAGGAGACGAAGAUCUAAAAGAUUCACUAUGCGAAGUUAAAGCAAAAUAUCAAAGUUCCUCUUCAACGUUCUUUCAAUGUUCAAGUGACAUUGCGGAUUUAUUGAAAGCACUUAAUGCAAAUCCUAAAGUUUCUAACGAUCCAGGUGUACAUAGUACUCUUCCAAACAGUGAACAUUCCCACAACAUAAAAGUCCCUGCUUGCGAUACGCAAGAUUUUCAUGGCAAUUAUUUAGAAUGGCCUUCUUUUAGGGAUAUGUUCACUGCUGUUUAUAUAAACCAUUCAAAGCUUAGCGAUGUACAAAAACUUUUUCAUCUACGGUCUAAAACAAAGGAUGCAGCUUUUAACAUCGUUAAUAAAUUCGGUUUAACCGAUAAUAAUUUUCAAUUGGCGUGGAAUGCUCUAAAGGAGCAUUAUGAGAACAAACGAAUUUUAGUUAACAAUCAAAUACAGAUUCUUUUAAAUCUAAAACCCAUUUAUUUCGAACCCGCAAAGGAUAUUAAAAAUUUGCAAAGUAGUAUCAACGAUGCUUUGAUCGCACUACAGUCGUACGAUAUCCAAACCGAUGCGUGGAAUGCAAUUAUUACCUUUCUUUGUGCAUCUCGUCUCCCAGAUACGACACUUAGUCUAUGGGAAACAUCUUUAAGCAAACCAACCGAAAUUCCUUCAUGGGAAACCAUGAACACUUUUUUAACAAAUCGGUAUCGUAUUCUUGAGAGUGUUUCUGAGAUGAAACUUAACUCUCAUAACAAAACACAAAGUAUCAAACCUGUAACGUCACAAGUUACGAAAUCAAAACCACUUAGAAACUUUCAUAUGAAAGUCGUUCCUGCAUGUCAAGUAUGCAGUGAACAACAUCCACUUCGCACUUGUCCAAUAUUUUUGAAAAUGUCUGUUGAUGACAGGCAUCAAGCAGUGCGCAAACAUAAGUUUUGUUUCAAUUGUCUUGCAAUAAAUCACAAUCUUAAUCAAUGCAAAAGCACUAGCACCUGCCAACGAUGUAAAGGCAGACACCAUACGUUACUUCAUUUUGAAAAAAAGGUUCCAUCCUAUAAUGGUAGCUCACAAAAAAGUUCGUCUUCUUCAUCUUCACUUCACGGUUCUUCUUCACUUCACAAUUCUUCUUCACUUCACGGUUCUUCUUCACUUCAUGGUUUAUCUUCACUUCCUAAUUCAUCUUCACUUCCUAGUUCAGCUUUAUAUUCUGAUUCACCUUCAUCUUCGGGCAUUCCGCCACCACAAAGUAACAAUUCAACUAUACAGUCCACUCAGAUCACCAAUCAUAACGUCAUGUUUACUAAGUCUUAUCGGCAAGUUUUAUUGGCAACAGCUUUAGUGAAGAUUAAACAUCAAGGUUCAGAAUUUGAUCUUAGAGCUCUUAUUGACCAAGGCUCUGAAGUUUCAUUCCUGUCAGAAAAAUUCCAAAAGCUCAUAGGUCUUCCCACUGAAAGUACUCAAGAUAAUAUAUGUGGUAUGGGUUCAACUGUUACUGCUUCCGCUUCAAAACUUUGCAAUUUUACUCUUAAGUCUAACUUAAAUAAUUUUGAAAUAGAGACUCGAGCAUUAGUUUUGAAAAAACUCACUAGUAAUCUUCCAGCAGUAUCAAUGGAUCUUGAUCAAACACACUGUAAUUUUAACUUUCCGUUGGCAGAUCCUUUCUUUUACCAGAGUUCAAGUAUUGAUAUGCUCAUCGGAGCAGAUCUUUAUCCAGAUAUAGUUUUGGAAGGGGUGAAAAAAAAUGUUUUAAAUUCUUUAUUAGCACAAAACACAGUUUUUGGAUGGGUUUUACUCGGUCCUUAUGACGAUAUUCCCACCAUUUCAAAUUUUUCAACUUUUGUCUCGUAUAGUGACGAGCCUCCACCAAGUCACUGUAUUGAAAGAUUUUGGAAAAUCGAGGAAUUACCUCAAAUUUAA